UUUUCAGUUAAUUUUGGCAGUCAUUUAGUCGGCUAAAUUCAAGGAAGGUAUUUAAAUAAGAAAAUGACGGAUUCAGAUGGGAACAGUUUAGAGGUAGACAACGACGGUGUGGUGAUAGGUGUGCUGUAUCCUGGGAGUCCUGAGCUGGUCAACAAAAGAAUUCCCUAUGUGGACGAGGAUGGGGAGGAGCAGACCCAUGAGUCGGCGAAAAAGUUCCUGCUGGAAACAGAAGGUAUCCCAAACCCGGAGAGGUACAAACUCAUCUGGGUGCGACCCUCGGGGGUGGAGGUGGAGCUGAACGAUGCCAACCCCAUCAGUGACGUCAUGAAGGGGGCGGGAGGUUACCUGGAGAUUCGUCGCGCUUGACUGCACACGAGCUGUUAAAUAUUUCUUUUAAGAGAUUUGUUGCAUGGUUACAUAGUGCUUGAAUAUACAACAACUGGGAUUAAAUAGCGCUUAAAUA
Messenger RNA from Physella acuta, 463 nucleotides. RefSeq lists its product as uncharacterized. The record is from RefSeq and is a predicted model, not a curated record. NCBI's taxonomy places the organism in Eukaryota, Metazoa, Mollusca, Gastropoda, Physidae.